Penaeus vannamei (Pacific white shrimp) is the source of this 1326-nucleotide messenger RNA. The record is from RefSeq and is a predicted model, not a curated record. Lineage: Eukaryota; Metazoa; Arthropoda; Malacostraca; Decapoda; Penaeidae.
AUGAGAGUACAUUGGACUCCCUACCUUUUUGAGGCGAUCUCCGCCGCUGCGUCCUCGUGCCUGCAUCUAGGCAAAGUGUCGACUUCCCAUGCAAGGGACCCCGUCGCCAUCUCCGGCAUCUUCAACAACAUGUACUUACUCCUGCACGACCAAGAAUCCGAGUCCUACGAGGACGACCGAGGCUUCAAAAUCCUUAUCCACGACCCGCGCGACGACCCUGUGAUCGACCUGAGAACCCACGGGACGACCCUGAUGGAGGGCUGGGUGAAGGACGUCCGCGUGGCCGUCAGGGAGUUCAAAACCAUCCCGACGAAUCGCCGGCCUUGCAUCGCCACGCCCGCCUACUCCUCCUCGCAGUGCAUCUCCACGUGUUUCCUCCGCACGCUGUACAACGAGACGCGCUGCCUCAUGCCGUACAUGAGCCAUUCCCUCAUUGGCCUUCGCCCCCGGGCAGAGAGUCACAGCCGAUGCAACCACUGCCACCUGCUCCUUCCCGCAGCGCCCGUCGCCCCGCGCGGGGAGCCCUGCAGGACCCCCGAGCAGUACCGCUUGGCCCUUGCGAGGGAGCAGGACCUCCUGUUCUACGGCGGGUGGUCGCACGUGAGGUGCAGCUGCCUCAAGCAGUGCAACGAGGACAUCUAUUCGACCUUUACGGAGGCGGCGAAGACCUCUGGCAAGUCCGCUAAACUCAGGGUCUUCUUCCAGGACCUCACCUACGACGAGGUGUCCGAAGACAUCGCCUACGGCGCCAUCGCCCUCCUCUGCGACAUCGGGGGCACGCUCGGCCUGCUGCUGGGCGCCUCCGUGCUCACCUUCAUCGAGUUCGUGGAGGUCCUCGGCAUGAAGUUCCUGCCGCGGGCCCCUCGGCUGUGAGGGCUCGCCUCCUGCUGAACCGCAUUCCCUGCGGCGCGCGUGGAAGAGGUGUGGGUGGAACGGAGUGUCUUGUGCUGCGGAGAUGUUCACUCUCACUCAUACUUUUUUCUUUUUCUUUUCAUCGGUUGUUUGAAUUGUUAUUGCUAUAUGUUCACGUUUUUCUUUCCCUUUCGUUGCUUUGGAGGAUUCCUUUUUGUCUGAAUUAUUAUUUUUAGCAAUUUGAUAUUAUUCAUUAUUCCACUUACCAUUCGUUGUUAUUCACCGUUAUCAUUGCUCAUUAUUUCACUUUUAUUUAUUAAUGACGUCUGUUCGUUUGAUAACCUUUAUUGUUAUCGUUUUUAUUAUGUAACAACCACCUUGGUCUCACCAAAAAGUAAUUUGGUGAUUUCGCAAUAAGAAACGAUGCUGAGAGCAAAGAGUGCGCUCUAAAGUUGGAGUCGCGUGUGUGCGUGC